Molecule: messenger RNA, 869 nt
Organism: Amyelois transitella
Lineage: Eukaryota; Metazoa; Arthropoda; Insecta; Lepidoptera; Pyralidae
Product: vitellin-degrading protease
Exons: 5
Coding region: 13-807 (264 amino acids)
Biological process (GO): proteolysis
Molecular function (GO): serine-type endopeptidase activity
Source: RefSeq, a predicted model, not a curated record
UGUCAGGUUAAAAUGUAUACGUUUGCAGUACUGUUACUGGUAGGAUGUGUAGUUUCAUCACCAACGCUAAAAAGCUUAGAUAAUGUAAGAAUAGUGGGUGGUGAAGACAUCGACAUCUCGUCUGCGCCGUACCAGGUAUCAAUCGCGUUCAGAGGGCGCCACUCCUGCGGAGGAACUAUAGUAGCCAAUGACAUUGUUGUGACUGCCGCCCAUUGUCUUAUGGGAGCCAACCCCUCAGACUACACCAUCCGGGCUGGCUCCUCAUCAAGCAUCGAAGGUGGUGACAUUUACCCUGUUGGGAGUUUCGUUGUAAACCCAGACUUCAGUUAUAUGAAGAUGGAUAGCGAUAUAGCCCUUAUUUGGCUUGCCAAGCCUUUGGAGUUUAAUGAAAAUGUAGCAGCCAUAGAUAUGGUAGAUGAAGACGAUGAAAUUCCUGAUGGAGCGGACACUGAAGUCACUGGAUGGGGUAAUCUAAUGGAGGGCGGCGGUUUCCCGAAGACCUUGCAAAAAGUUCUAGUCCCAAAGGUGAAUGACCGGCAGUGCUUCAACGCAUACGCUCCCAGCUACAGCAUCACACCUAAUAUGGUGUGUGCUGGUACACCUGAUGGUGGAAAAGAUGCUUGUCAGGGUGACAGCGGCGGCCCCAUGGUAUAUGAUGGCAAGCUGGCCGGCGUCGUCUCUUGGGGUCUUGGGUGUGCGAGACCUGACUACCCAGGAGUUUACGCCAGGGUAUCAGCAUUAAGAAGGUGGCUCGAUGAGCACAUAGCAUAUCUGAGGCUCAAAUACGUGCUAAGAGCCUUCCCUUAGGAUUAGAAAAGAAUAUUUUGUACUUUUAUACAUUUCAAUAAAGAAAAUUGUGAUUUAUUUUU